CCAGCCCUCGAAGCUCUAGAGGCAUACAAACGACGCGAUGGGUCCAAAGUCAUCGUUCGCUUCCGCGCAGUUGGUAAUGCGCCGAUCAUGAAGCAGAAUUACUACAAGAUCACAGCGUCGAAUCGCUUCCAGGCUGUCAUUCAAUUCUUACGGAAAGAACUGGGAUGGAAGCCCACUGACCCUUUGUUCACCUAUAUCAAUAUGGCGUUCUCUCCAGCCCCAGAUGAUACUGUCAGCAAUCUAUUCAAGUGUUUCGCGACUGAAGGGCACCUAAUAGUAAACUAU
Messenger RNA from Cantharellus anzutake, 285 nucleotides. RefSeq names its product autophagy protein 12. The record is from RefSeq and is a predicted model, not a curated record. Gene Ontology annotation, biological process: C-terminal protein lipidation; autophagosome assembly; nucleophagy. NCBI's taxonomy places the organism in Eukaryota, Fungi, Basidiomycota, Agaricomycetes, Cantharellales, Hydnaceae. The annotation marks the transcript as partial. Gene Ontology annotation, cellular component: phagophore assembly site membrane; Atg12-Atg5-Atg16 complex; cytoplasm. The transcript has 4 exons.